UAAACAUGUUAUAAAUUUCAAUUUUGAUAGAUUAAUCAACACUAUAUAUUUAUACACUUUAAUUUUUGCUACAUUUAUUCAAAAUGUCUCAUCUAACGAAGAAAAAAUUAAUGGCUGAAAUGGAAAAAUACGUUUUUCCUAAUAUACCACCGGAGAAAGCUGUUGGCGAUAUUCUUACUAUAAAACGUCAACAAAAAGAUAUAAAGAAGUUCACUGAUUGGGAUAUUCCUCGUCCAGAUCCAGCAUGUGAAUUGGUGGCUGCAAAAAGGGAAUUAUAUCAUGCAGAAAAAGAAUUAGAAGAAAAACGAAGUCAAGUAAAAAAGUUGAGAGAAACAAUGGACUCAAAGUGGAAAGAUUUAACAGAACAAGAACAAAGUCUUAGGGAAAAUUUCAUUAAAUUCAAUAAGUUCAUCAAAGAAAAUUAUGAAAAAAAAAUUAGAGCCGAACGUAAAAUGACCGAGGAGCAGGCACUUCAAAGACUUCGAUCAGAAAAUAUUGUUUCAUUGCAAAAACAGAUUGAUGAAUUGAAGGAAGUCAAAAAUAAUAUGGAAGAAGAAAUUAAAAAGCACGCGAUUUAUGAACAAUUCUUGCGAAAAGUCGUUUUAGAAUCAGCCGUUUUCAAAACUGACAACGACAUCAUAAUCAGAUAUGAAUCGCUCCUUGAAGCCAAGGAAGAACUAGCCCUUAAGCAAGAACAAGAGCUGGAUAUCCUGGAGAAUGCCAGAAACGAAAUGAUGAAAAUAGUUGACGAUAAAAAGCAACAAAUUUUGGGCAUGACCAAUCAACUUACCCAUUUGCAAUCGCGAUAUGAAAUUGCGAGACUGAAAACAGUCGAAUGGGAAGUUGUGAUUGCUCGAAUCAAAAAUAGGUGCCUUGAUAAAAACAAAAAAAUACACCAAAUCCGGGAAGCUUGCUGGAACAUUUAUCUUAACAUGUGUUCCCGAAAAGAAAUCGAACCGGAAUUUAAGAAAGACGAUAUUGAAAAUCAGUUAAUGUUUAUCAAAAGAACGCUAUCAGAAUUGAAAAAGAUAGUUAACAUAGCAAAGAAAAGGGCAACUAAAGAGAUGAAUACUGGCAAACCUGAUACGUCGGAUGCAAAAAAUAAAUAAAAAUAAAAACGAUAGAUAAUAUAUUGUAUUAAGCGAAAUGUUAU
This is a messenger RNA of Agrilus planipennis (emerald ash borer), 1153 nucleotides long. RefSeq names its product coiled-coil domain-containing protein 42. Lineage: Eukaryota; Metazoa; Arthropoda; Insecta; Coleoptera; Buprestidae. Bases 84 to 1109 code for a protein of 341 amino acids. The transcript is spliced from 5 exons. The record is from RefSeq and is a predicted model, not a curated record.